Molecule: messenger RNA, 2218 nt
Organism: Gigantopelta aegis
Lineage: Eukaryota; Metazoa; Mollusca; Gastropoda; Neomphalida; Peltospiridae
Product: ras-related protein Rab-5C-like
Exons: 6
Coding region: 334-993 (219 amino acids)
Molecular function (GO): GTPase activity; GTP binding
Source: RefSeq, a predicted model, not a curated record
UUCACGUUAGUUGGCCACACGUUGAAAUUUAGAUAGAUAAACAUCGCUCGUUCUUUACAACUGUUCUUCAGUAUAAACUUUUAAAAGCAGCUAAUUUGGAUUUUAGAUUUACUCUAUUACGUGGUUAGUGACACAGAGAUACCAACUGACAGGGAAUCGACAAGGAGGAGUUUUAUGAAGUUGACACUCGGGAAGUGGGCGGAUCUCGUUGGUAGUUUUUAUUAACAGUUGUUGUUGUUAACACGGGACUGCGGAAUUCGAACCGGACACUUCCACGGAAAGACACGAACAUGAUCCGUCACUGUUGAGGUAUCCGUGAGUCUGAACGAUGCAAUGAGCGGUCGACAGCAGAACAGCGUUCCAAGAACACCGCAGCCGCCAGGAGGCGGCAAAAACCAACAUGUUAAAUUAGUGUUGCUAGGCGACCAGGGUGUGGGCAAAUCCAGCAUUGCGUUACGCUUUGUUAGGGGAGAGUUCCACGAAAACAACGAGGCAACCAUUGGAGCGGCGUUUUUGACACAGACGACGCAGGUGAAGAAUCACUCCAUCAAGUUCGACAUCUGGGACACGGCGGGCCAGGAGCGGUACCACAGCCUCGCCCCCAUGUAUUACAGAGGGGCGCAGGCCGCCGUUAUCGUGUAUGACGUCAACGGCGCUAGCACGUUUAACCGAGCCCUAUCAUGGGUGCGGGAGUUACGACAACAGGCCAACUCCCAAAUAGUGAUGGUUUGGUCGGGAAACAAGGCAGACAUCGCGGGAGCAAGCAGAGCCGUCUUAACGGAGGACGCACGUGCAUUUGCUGACGAAAAUGACUUAAUGUUUUUUGAAACCAGCGCCAAAACUGGCAUGGCUGUUCAAGAUGUAUUCCUCAACAUAGCUCAAAAACUUGCCGAUCGGUUAGACCAAGGUGUCUCGAUUGACGGUGAAAGACGGGACCGUGUCAGACUUCAGAGAAACGGGCAAGAGAAGGGGAAGAAAUCCGGAUGUUGUUGACAUAUGUAUAUUUAACCCUUGUGGAAAUCCAGAUUCUAAGAGACUAUUGAAUCUUAAUGUAACAGAUCCUAGUUUUUAAAAACUACAGCGUAUUUUUCACUGUUUAGAGACGUUUUUGUUAAAUUGAAAGUUCUAGUUUUUAAACAUUAUGUACAGCGUAUUUUUCACUGUUAGAGACGUUGUUUUUUUUUAAAUUGAAAGACCCCAGGUUUUAAACACUACCAGUGUAUUUCUCACUGUUAGAGACGUUUUUGUUAAUGCGACAAACCCUAGUUUUUAAACACUACAGUGUGUUUUUAUUGUUAAAGCCAUUUUUGAUAAUUACUUAGAUUUUAUUGUUUAGAAUAGCCAUUUCCGUAUAUCUGAAGUGUUUCUGGUCAUCCUGGUGUUUCUAAUGCCAAGAAAUGCAUUUUUCAUUAUUAAAAAAAACUCCGCACAUAUCUGCGAGAAGUAACGGUGUUGGAGACGGGCUGUAGUAUAUUUUACAGAGGGUAUUUCCCACUUUCUACGUCACAGACUCUUUUUUUGGCUCUACUUUAACUUUAUUCAAAUGUUACAGGAUUGUAGAUUGACCAAACUUGAUGUCCAUUUUCACACGUUGAAACUAGGAUCUGUGACUUUAAAGUUCACUCAAUUGAAUUCUGUUAUCGUAAGCUUUACAGCCUAUAGAUAUUAUAGAAUAGUAUAUACAUGUACAUAUAAACAUAAUAUUGGCUAUGUUGUGAAGGAACGUUGGAGAAUACAAAAUUAUACAGUUUAUGUUUAACCGAUUAUCAAUUUUCUACAUUCAAAUGUUUUAAGCAAGUAUAUGUUUACAAGUUACGUAUAGUGCUCUCCAUAGGCAUACAGGCUCCCAUAUUUGUAGGGAGCAGACUGGAGUUUGCCCGAAUUAAACGAACAUGCCCGAAUCUGGAUAACAACAUUUAUUCAUAUUAGCAUUACUACCAAAUAGCUGUAUAGGGUUGCAAACAAAUGACUACGAAUUUUUAAAUGGUUUACAAUUACUUGAGGGUAGAAAGAUAGAAAUACAUGGUAAAAAGGUAUCAGGUUAGCACAUUUAACCCGAAUAUCUGUAUAAUUUUUGCACGAAUUUGAGGUUUUGCUCCAGCACUAGGGGGUGAAGGUUCCCCCUUCCCCCUGUCUUGUACGCGUAUGUCCAAUCUAAUUAAAAUUAGCUCCACUAUUACAUGUGGAUCUAACACCAGCCAAUUGUAGCUCAUGUCCA